AUGGAAACCAGUGAUUCAACGAGUCUUGCUUCGAUCUUAAACAAAUAUGAUCAAUUCGUUAACGAAAAGCUGAAACCAGAUCUCAAAGCAACCCUAGACGCUAGAGAUUCGCUUUACGAUCUCACCUCCGAGUAUCUAAAGUUGAAAUCGCAGAUUGAGACGAUUCAAAGCAAUGAUUUAAAGGAAAUGAAGACAAAGGUCGAUUUGGGCUCCAAUUUCUAUGUUCAAGCUAAAAUUCCCGAUACCAAAUUUAUCUAUAUCAAUGUUGGAUUCGGUUUUCAUGUUCAAAUGACACUGAAAGAAGCUUUGGAAUUCAUUGAAAAGAAGACCCAGCAACUACAAAAUCGCGCCGAAAAACAAACCCAGGAAGCGGCCAAGAUUAGAGCCAACAUCAAAUUGGUAAGGCCAGCUAAUAUUUACUAG
Molecule: messenger RNA, 423 nt
Organism: Umbelopsis ramanniana AG
Lineage: Eukaryota; Fungi; Mucoromycota; Umbelopsidomycetes; Umbelopsidales; Umbelopsidaceae
Exons: 3
Coding region: 1-423 (140 amino acids)
Biological process (GO): negative regulation of transcription by RNA polymerase II
Molecular function (GO): transcription corepressor activity
Source: RefSeq, a predicted model, not a curated record